Symbiodinium sp. CCMP2592 is the source of this 5166-nucleotide messenger RNA. NCBI's taxonomy places the organism in Eukaryota, Dinophyceae, Suessiales, Symbiodiniaceae. The record is from the annotation of a GenBank genome assembly.
AUGCGGGGACCAUGCCGCCAAAUACGAAGCCAGCGCGUUGAAACAACGGCCAGCUCAAUCAAGGAAGAAGAGUUGGACUCGCCAUCCUACCCUGGCCUGCACACGGUGUACCGAAAAGAAAUUGUUACCGGUACCGUCGAAUCCGAGGACCCCGAGCUGCAGAAGAAGUUCGGCCUCGGGGUUCAUGCGGCGGGCUGGCGAGCCAGCGAGCGAGGCUGCACCAGGCUGCUGCAGUGGAUGACGGAGGAGGAAGCUGUUGCUGCUUACGUCAAAGUGGAUGUGGAGAGUUCAGUAAGCUCUUCCCUGGUCCAGGCACCGAUUGGCUUGAAGGAGGACGAGCUCACAGCAUAUCUCACAGAGCUGAAGGUUGAUGUGAGCCAGUACGGUCGCCAAGGCGCUAAGACGAUCAAACAGUUAUCCGACGAGCUCAUUAAGGGCGAGGUUCAAGUGGGCAGGGACAAGAAUGGAGUCCCGGCAGUUGUCUCUGAGGUGGUGAACCUCUGCAUCCACGAUCCCAUGCGUGGCGAGAUGCUGUGUCAGUACAAGCAGCUUGGCUCCGGCGACUGCGCCUAUGAGCACCUCUCCCUGCCAUGCACGACGCGGCGGCCAGACGAAAACGAGUUUCUUGUUGCGAAGCGCAUCUUGAAGAGACGCCUUCGCAUCAAUCCAAAUACGGUAAUCCUGGAGACGAAGGUUCGACGACUUCAAGAGGAGCGCUCCACAAACGCUUACCCUGGCCUGAUCUUCGUCGAGCGAGAGCUUGUGAUCACUGCCAACCUGGACCCACAAUUUGCUGACAGUUUCGUUUUAUGGGGUGCAUGCCGAGCAAUGGAAGAGGACGGUGCAAACACAGCGCUGCUCACCUCUUUGAAUGCUGCUCUCCGGGCGCUGCCGGAACAGCCACCUCCAGCGGCAGAUCGCCUGGCGCUGGAGGUAGCUGGGGACUGCUUCGUGCUUAGCCGCGGAGCUGGAGGCUGCCAAGUUGUUCGCCAGCCACCCGGUCAGCGCAAAGACUGCGUUAUCACAGCACGCUCGGCUGCUGAUCUUUGGGCAGUUGCCCGUGGCAGCUCAAGUCCACAGGCGGCUUUCGCGCAAGGGAAGAUCUCCGUGCGAGGCGGCUUCUCGCCCCUCCUGGAGCUGCGCCCUUUCAUCGCAGAGCUGCGGGGAAAGAUACCAGUCACCGACCUCAUGCCAGGUGGAACAUGGCUACCCGAUUCCGCCGCAGAUGCAUGUAUGGCGUGUGACGCAGUCUUCACGUUGUUCAGGCGUCGCCAUCACUGCCGCAGCUGUGGAAAGCUCUUCUGUGACCGCUGCAGCCCUUGGCGUGCAGGCCCUGCAGCACGGCAGUGCGACGAGUGCUUUCGCGCGAAGACAGUGAUCUCCGAGGGUGCGAAGAAGGACCAGGGCAUGGUCGCUGAGCAGAUGAGGCUAUUGGAAGUCCGACUGGAGGAAGUCGAAAGUGCAGCUGCUGCGCGCGAGGCGGAAGACUUUUUGGGCACCGCCAACGCAUUCCUGGGCCUUCUAGCUGCUGGUCUGCUGUUGGCUCUGGUGGCCCUGGGCGCAGAAAGGAACCAUCUGGCAGUUCUGCUGGCGCUUGUGGUGUCGAGCAGGUGUCUCUUCUUUCGGCAGCUGCGUGCCCUGUGGCUGUGCGUCCUUAUUCUUUGGAAGUACAAGCAGAGUGCUUGGGAAGCGAAGCGUUUGUGCGAAGAGGACGGCAAGAGGCUGCUAUCUGCGCGAUACAGGGUCCUGGCCUUCCUGGGGGCUCGGGGCCUCCGACAGCUCGGUGGCGUGUGGCCGAAAGUGGGCCAGUACCUCAGCACGCAAGGCGAUAAGUGGCCGGACGAAGUGCUUUCGGAGCUGCGAAAGCUCCGCGACGCAAUGCCCGCUGCGCCUGCGCACAUCACCCGGUGGACGAUCAAGGAAGAUCUGGGCCAGCCAGUCGAGAAGCUCUUCCGGAGCUUCGAGGAGCAGCCAAUCGCCAGUGCUUCCAUUGGCCAAGUGCACAAGGCAAUCCUCCAUGAUGGUCGUCUCGUGGCCGUGAAGGUUCAGCACCGCCAUGCUGCGAGACAAAUUCCGAUUGAUGUGGCCUACAUGCGCCUUCUGGCAAAUUUGGCUUGGUUGCUGACGAUGGGCGAGGUGGACUUGAUGCCAGUGGUUGUCGAGUGGCUGGGUGCCGUGCUGGAAGAGUUAGACUUCCAGAACGAAGCGAAGAACCAGAGCCGGGGCCGCUCGGAGCUCCAGGCAGCUGGCCUCGACAUCGUAGUGCCUGAAGUCUAUGAAUCCCUUUGCGGCCGGCGUGUGCUGGUCAUGGAAUUUGUCGAAGGCCACCAGGUGACUGCGGGCGACGCAUCGCUGUCAGCAGCGGAGCGCCUGGAGGUCAUGACAUCCCUGGUCCGAGCCUAUGCGCACGGACUUUUUGUAUCGGGCCACUUCAAUGGCGAUCCACACGCCGGCAAUCUCUUGGUGACGCGCAAAAAUGGCAAGGCUCAGUGUGUUCUUCUGGACUGGGGCCUGACGAAGGAGCUCACCAAUCAGCGCCGGCUCGCAGCUUGUAAGCUCAUCGUGGCCGUGGGCAUGAAGGACACCAACGGCAUUGUGGAAGCCUUCAGGGAGAUGGGAAUGAAUUUUUCUGCAAAUGCGGACCCGGAGCCCGAACUCCUUUUGACAAUCCUCCGGCACAUCAGCUUGAUUGAGCACAAGACGGAGUCGAGGAGGAUCGAGGCCAAAUUCGGCCAGACGAUGGAGAAGGCAAUCUCCCACAAAAUGGGGUUACACUCCAAGGUGGACAGCUACACCGGUGAUUUUUUCUUUAUCUUCCGUGUCGCCUCGCUGAUCAAGGGUUUGGCGACAGUGUUGGACAUCCGGGCUCAGUUCCUCGAGAUCUUCAUCGAAGUCAGUCGCGGCGUACUUGCGGGACCCCGCCCUCGACCAGCCCCGCCAUUGGCCGUGCACAGCAAUACAGAGGCACGCCUUGCCCGCGAAGCGCAGCGAGCGCUGCAAAGCGGGGCCGUAGGCAUCCAAAUUGCCAGAGUCAGCCGCGAUGGCUCCACGAUUCUCAACUUAGCAUUCGGCCACGUCGCUUACACCUCCUGGCAGCCACUCCAUCCAACUGAUGCCUUUCCGCUUCACGGCACGGCUUUCAUGGCGACCUUGGUCACGGCUUCUACUGCCCAUGCGCUGCGGCAGAAAGGUAUCUCGCUGUCUGCGCCCGUGGCAUCCCUUCUGUGGACAAAGUUCCCAGCACCAUCGGGGACCACGGUGGGUGAAGUCGUGCGCGGUGCAGGACCUUGGAGUCAGGCACCAGCUGCGCCAAGCGCCAGGCGUUUGGCAGAUCUUCAGGAAAUGCUCAAGUGGCUAGAGACUGCGCCGCCUGCAAGUGGCUCGUGCCCUUCCUGGUGGCCAGCCACCGCUCAUGCCACGGUCUGUGCGGCAUUGCUUCGCAAGGUCGGAAGGACACCUAGUGACGCCUUGCAGUCCUUCUUCUCGCAGGCAUCGCGCCCCUUCUUCAAAGCUACGCAGUCUCCCAUUCAGAUCUCGAAGCCGAUCCUGAGUGUGGAAAGCGCAGAGGUUGAAGCCUCACAGGAUGCCCUGGUUGCGUCGCUCGGCGCCGAUGACAUGAGAUGCAUGCACCUUGCAGAUAUUUUCAUUCCUUCGAGCAGUAUGGCGCGCACCAUGGGAGUGGCAGUGCUGGCUGUGGCGGUGAUGUGCUUCAUGGGGAAGUUGGCCUUCACUCCCUCCCUGCCCGCAGGGUUUGGGCGGUCUGCGCAGUCGGGUGAGGCGGCGCAGCAGCGUAGCCUUACGCAGCGCCAAGCAGAUGGAUCCUACCUGAAGCCCUUCGGCCCGGCCGUGUCCUACGCCAAGGCGCUCCGGGAUGCCGGCCAGUCCAAGAGCGAGGACGCAGCCGUGAUGGCGGAUAUUCUGAAGAUCAAGGCCUUCUAUGAGGAUGAGGCCGUUUUCGAGGAUUUGAGCUUGGUCCAGAAUGACUUCAACCUUACCGAAGUCGAACGCGCCGACAAGAUCCUGGCCAUGGUGAAGCCUUUGAAGUCCACGGUGGUGCCAAAGUUCGUUCGCUUCAUUGCCAAGAAGAUGCGUCUUAAGGGAUUGAAGGCAAUCUGCCUCGAGUACGUCCAGAGCGCGUACUUCAAGGAGUCCGUCAGCCCAGUGAAGGUCACGUCUGCCGUACGUCUCACGGACGACCAGAAAAACAAGAUCAUUGAGAAGAUGAAGGUGAAGUGCGAGACGGACAGCAUCAAGCUGAUCGAGGAGAUUGAUGCCAACCUCAUCAGCGGCUUCAAGCUGGAGUGGGGCUACAUUGACCCUGUGAACCUGGACGCCCCCAGCCACGGCGUGGACCUCUCACUGCAGAACAUCCUCAACAAGAAGGCUCUCCAGGUGGGAGGCAUUGUGGUGGCCAUCGUGCUGCUCACAUGUGCAGAUGCGGAAUUGGCACCUCGCUUGGCGGAGUUGGCGUUGAAGCGCCAGCGCCAGCGUACCAUAUUGGUCGGCUUCGACUUUGACUGCACGCUGACAAUACGGCACUUCUACAAAGUGUUCGCUUGGUGCGUCCCGUACAGGACGGAGGCCCAUCCUCACUACGAGGCCUUCCUGGAUUGGUGCGAGGAGCACGAGCUUGACCUCGGCGAGGUGCAAUUCGCGACUGGGGUGGGUAGGGGUGUCGAGCCCGACGUCGUCCUGGCCUUGCUGGACAGGUCCGUCGGAGAAGACAAGCUGCACGAACUGUUGCGCGAGGUCUUCUUCGGCGGUGCAGAGCGCAUCAAUGCCAUAGCAAGUUGGCUGCAGCAGUUGAGUCGUGCUGGUGCCGAGUUCGCCAUCGUCACAGCUGGGAUCUCCACGUCAGUUCUGCGAGUGCUGAACGCCGUGCCGGAGUGGCAGCCGUUCUUCCCCAGCGACCGCAUUUGGGACGUGCAGCAAUCGCGGCAUUCUGUCCAGUCAGUUAGCACCAGCAAAGUGCUGCUGCUUCGAGACAUUAGUCCAAAGGCGUCGGGCAUUCUACUGGUGGAUGACUCGUUGCAGAAAGAUCCUCCGUUCGAAUGGGCAUGCAAGGGUGCCAAGGUGGCUGUGUUUGAUGGCCUGCCCUACGAGGGCCCCGGGCUGCAGGAGGAUCCGAUGCGUGCUAUCGAAGAGGAACUGGCGAAGUUCCCGUAA